Branchiostoma floridae (Florida lancelet) is the source of this 5202-nucleotide messenger RNA. Its product is annotated as protein crumbs homolog 1-like. Lineage: Eukaryota; Metazoa; Chordata; Leptocardii; Amphioxiformes; Branchiostomatidae. The transcript has 14 exons. Gene Ontology annotation, biological process: homophilic cell-cell adhesion. The record is from RefSeq and is a predicted model, not a curated record. Bases 317 to 2707 code for a protein of 796 amino acids. Gene Ontology annotation, molecular function: calcium ion binding.
AACCCGCGCCGAGUUGUCUGACGGGUCCUCUGGCUUCAUUCACACGCCCCGCUCUUCCCAACAUUCCACGACGGUAAACUGUCGGAUUCAGACGUAUAAAAGCUCCUUGCUUUAAACCACCAGGGCUUGGAUUUUUCUUCAUUUCCAAACAGUUUCAAGGAGAGAUUCAACUUCUCUUAUCGGGAAAGGACGCGGAAAGGGACUUUUAACACCAGGUCGUCCUCGAGUUGACCCAGAACAAGCGUGAAAUUCCCAAGACGUCUCAUCAGAGCUCAGGUUUCUUGGGACGACAGGCGAUUACGAGGCGACAUCAGCGAUGCGACACAGAAGAAAGGACGGCCUCUCACCUUUCCUUCUACCAGUUUUACUACUGGUGAUAGUCAACUUGGCGAGUUCUGAAAUAUUCGUGGACAAGGGCGGUUUCCUGAAAUGGCAGCUGUCUCAGAAUCCGGUUCUAGCCGGCGCAGAGGACAAGUUGGAGAUAAAGUUCAAGGCGUGCAACGAGAGAGGACUGCUCAUCUACCAGGCCGGGCAAGCGCAGAACUUCUUCUCAAUGGGUGUUUUCAACGGACGGAUUUACAUAGAGGCUUCGCUCAGUGGACAGCUUCUUGAGAUGUUCAUAGGAGACGAGAACAACCCUCCCGUCCAGCACAACCAGACUCACGUUGUCGUCAUCACCAACAUGAGGGAGCACCAUCUCGGACAGAUGACGGCGGUCGUCGACGGCAGCAACGCCCCCUUGUCGGUUCUAACGGACGUGCAGCCAACGCUGUCCUUCUCGGACCCCAACCUGUUAGGGAACACCUUUAUCGGCGGGUACAAAGAAGUCAAUGACUUGAGGUUACAAUCCGACCGUCUGUACAACUACCCAAUCGUGUGCAUCUCCUACCUGUAUGUUGGAAGUCCUUCACGAGAAGUUGACCUAACCUCCACUACGGAGGGCACGGGUCAGAACGUCCCGACAUGCCCUGUCUGCGCCCCGCCCUCCAUUGCGACCUUGAGAAGUUCAAGGUCAUACAUGAAGGUUGAAGCUGACUUGCAGCCCAGAUCAGGAACAACCAUCAGCUUCAAGUUCAGGACAAAGGCUAAGAACGGUCUGCUCUUCUACUUCGGAGGCCCCGCUUGGCUAGUGGUCUACCUCAAGGAUGGGAAAGCUGUGUUGAGGCUUAACACUAAGGGAAGCGGCGCGGAUCAGAGCUACGAGUCUACCAACACAUUUAACGACGGACAAGAGCAGGAGCUGUUCAUCGAACGUGACGCCAACACCGCCACCAUGAAGGACCGCGCUGGCAAUAUCAUCGGCCUGGUCACUUUCCAAGGACAGGGAGCCGAUGCGGCCCAUUCGCUCAACGUCGACUCCUUAUAUGUUGGCGGCUUCAAAAACCCCGCCACCGACCUGACAACCGAUGCCAAACAGUACAUCGAAGUGACGGAGUCCCUGAGGGGGUGCAUGGAAGAAUUCCGUUUCGUGUCCUACAGUAGCGUGGAAGAAACCGCCAAUCAGAUCGACUUCAAGACUAAGACCAUCGAGAGCAGGGAGACCACCUUUGACCAGUGCCACGAGCUCGACACCUGCCUGUUUAAGGAGUGUACCGGUGUAGGACAGGUGUGCAACCUGGGCGUGUGUGAGUGCAAACCGGGGUGGAACGAACAGACACCCGGGGCCGACCCGCUCGUCUGUAUCGACAUCGACGAGUGUGAAUCAGACCCGUGUCAGAACGGAGGGACAUGUAUCAACCUGGAGAACUCCUACAGAUGCCAGUGUCCCGAGCAAUACAAAGGAGUGAACUGCGACACUGAGCGAAACUGCUACAACUUCCCGUGUCAAAAUGGCGGCACCUGCAUCGAGGGCACCUCUCCGACCCCUAGCAUCUCCGGUAGGAACUGCACUUGCCCCCAGGGCUUCACUGGCGUGAGCUGUGAAGAUGACGUAGACGAGUGCAGCCUCCCGAACAACUGCGUUGUGGGCACGUGUAGGAACCUGGUGGGGUCGUACGAGUGCACCUGUAAGGUGGGGUACGACGGCUACCUGUGUCGUAACGUGAUUGACAACUGUGCGAACAACCCGUGCGACCCGGGCACCUGUUUCAGCUUUAUUGGAGGAUUCAACUGCACAUGCGCAGACGACCCGGAAGCCAGGAUUCUCAACAGAAAAGACUGCGGAGCGCUCCGAGUGUCCGGCCCUGUCAGCAUCUCUCCGUUCGCUCUGGUGGCCAUAUGUGUCUGCCUUCUGAUCCUACUCAUCCUCGUGAUCGUGUUCGCCAUCUUCCGCCGCCGCUACGUCCGUGAGAAGAAGAGGGCGAGUCUGAACUACAUCAGCGCUGACGCCGAGUCUCGCGAGAACAUUGUGAAGUACGAGGAGGAGGGGUACGGCGAGGAGGAUCAGGAGGCGUACGACAUCAACGCACUGCGGCAGAACGCAACUAUGACCAGGGCCUCUCCUACAAGCAAGGUGCCCGACUCCAACGAUGUUGGUGAGUUCAUUGACACCAGACUAGACGACGAGGAGUUAGGAGACAACCUGGGCGCGCGGGACGAGUUCAUUCCGUACGAGGACGAGGGGGAGGGCUCGCUGGCGGGGUCCCUCAGCUCCCUCAACUCCAGCAGCUCCGGCGGGGACCAGAACUACGACUACUUGAACGACUGGGGACCAAGGUUUUCCAAACUCGCCAACAUGUUCAACGAAGGGGAGAGUGAAGACGACUAGCGUGUAUAGAACUAGAAAUGUUUGUUAUGGAAGACGUUUGAUAUUUUUGCUCGUCUUUUGUCAGAGAUAUUUAAUACCACUGGCUUCUGGCUCGACAUACCUUUUACACUGUACUUCACACGUAGAAAAUAAGCCAGUGAUUCUGAUUGGUGGUCAAAAAUGUACGUGACGCAAUCACCAAUCAUAAUUGUGGUACCUUAUUUCUUCGUUUUAGGUUAGCAAAUGUGACAAUACACGAAACCCGUUUUAAACGUGGAUAUUUAGGUAUGUCUUGAAACGACAUAGGAUGUACAGUUUUUUUGUACACAUUGCAAUAUUUCUUGUAAUAUGGACACAAUUUUAUUAUUGGGACAAGUAGUUCUACAGUAAAUUUCAUCGUUGUUUUUUUCUAGCUUCACGUACAAGAAAACAAAUAGGGAUUUCCCUGUUUACAAAAAAAAUAUCAAAAUUUCAACAGCUACCAAAGAAUAGAACAUAUUCAUCAGACUGCUUGUCCCACGAAAAUACAAACAUGUCGGACGUGCAAUCAGUUUUGCAUAAAGAUCUGCUAUUUUUGUACUAAACGAAGCGAGUUCGCUUCUUUGCACUGCUGUGUAAUCGUUACAUGUUCGCGGGUGUAUUUAUACCAAACUUUCCACCCAAACGACACAAAAAGAAAACGGUUAAGAAAAAAGAAAAAAGAAAAGUUGAUGGAACCAAUACUUGACGCAUGCUGAGAUAUCAUGUCAUGUGUCAUUCGUCCAACUCUGUCCAUAGAUGAACGCAGACAAAAGCAACACAUUCCGUUGCCUUUAAGAUUUCACCGCAUCUACACGAACACCCGGUGAUGUUAUAUGUUAUAUUCAAAAUAUGAAAUAAUUCGUUUCCCAUGACGCCUGAUUGAAAUAAGUCAACUCUUAGAUGACAGACAAUUGUAUAUAGAUAUUCUAGUGGAUUUGAUAUGUAUUUUUGUUGUUAUUUGGAAUAUCAUGGUGCCUAGCGUUGGUAAAAUUUUGUACUAGUGCUGAUAGAAUUUUAAGCUCACGAUCAUGUGCAUUUGAUUGCACAAAUUUUAGUACAAUUUUUAUAGGUAUUUGCAAUUUGAAACUUCGAGCAGUUAUUUAUGCUUUUAAGAGCAAUCUAGAGCUUUCACAUGACUAGCACGCUUUUUUUUGGGAAAUCUAGAAAUGAUUAUGUAUAAUGAUUAAGUUUGUACCAGUGCAGCUAAAAACGGCAAUUAACUUUAUUGGAUAUUGUUAACUAGUCGGUAAAUAAGCUUUUUUUGUGGUAUUUUUACAAUAUUAAUCAAGACACAGUAACCAUUGGGUUGCAUCUACCGUUUUAACUGGGGCUCGAUUGUACAUAUGUCUAUAUAUGGUGUCAGAGAAUCUGUUGAUCAGAUUUGAAUUCUGUCGCUCACUCUCUCAAACUCUCGUGUGAUGCUGCGAGACUUGACCCGUGUCACGUGACCUCGCAAUCUUUCUAACAGACGUACGGGGCUUUUCUGUCGUACGUACGUGGCAUUUUCCAUGACGUUUGUACUUGUAAGAUUUUUGCACCUUGGCUAAAAGGGACCAACAAAAUGUACAGGGAUUUGAUGAUAUCCAUGAACUGUGAAAAAAAACAGCAAAAGUUCAGUGGUAUGAGCUCAGUCAAAAAAUACAACAACUGUAUUUUAAAGUAGACGUGUUUUACAUGUUUCUUAUUCAAAAUAUUGAGAUAUAUUUGACUUCAAUUUGGCUCAUGAAUGUAUAUGCCAGUACCUUGGUGUUUUCAUCAACCAUUGUACAAUACACAUAAUUGUACCAUAUAAAUAAGAUUGUAUUUGACAAUGCUUCAAUUUUGUAUGACGUAAGGCUACUGACUGAAGCUCAUUCAGACAUGGAUAGAAAAUUUCGCUUUGCUCUGAACUCGAGCAAACUAUGGGACGAUUCACUGUCAAUGUGGGCGGAUAUAAUUGCCAAUGAGAUGUCUGCAUUUGGGGUAAUUCUUUGAUUGCGUUCAACUGCUAAGUUGCAUCCGCUCCUGAGGCGUCGCAAAAAAAGAUGUCGAAAAAAUGUAACAAAAUAAUUUUAGUUUUUAGGGGCUCAUCACCUUCCUUAAUUGACGUUGAAUCGGCCCAAUAUUUCUGAUAAUGGCCUUAAGUCGAAGACAAUCUACUCCAAAACUACGCAAAACGACCACAAUGAACAUCAAAUAGUGGCAUGUUUGUAUCUGUAAAUAUGGAAUUUUUGUAAGCCAUAAGUAAAAUACUGAGGCGUGUACGUAAAGAUUGUCACUUUUAGGUGUACAUGUGACUGUUUGCUCGGUAACAAGAGAGUGUUACACUGUAACAUAGGGUUUUGUAAUGGUUUUGCUACCGUUAAAAGAAUAGGGCUGUGUUUUUUGGUGUUUUUAAACAAGAGAGCUUGUAGAAUUUGGGAUUCAGGUGUACAUGUAUGAUAAGUGUUUGCAGUCCUCGCUGUUCUUUCAAUGCAUAGUAAUAAAGGCAAGAGCAAGUGUGACAUUUUCUACAA